Messenger RNA from Linum trigynum, 252 nucleotides. Lineage: Eukaryota; Viridiplantae; Streptophyta; Magnoliopsida; Malpighiales; Linaceae. The record is from the annotation of a GenBank genome assembly.
AUGCAUCAUCAGCAGACGGUAGUAAAGAAUGAUGGUGAUGGAGCCCACCAAGAAACAGAUUCCAAAGUUGAUGGUGAGAAGAAUAACGAUGAUGUUUCUGCAACCUUGAGUUGCAUGCACGCCAGUCUAGCAAAGGUUCUAGAUUGGCUAAACAAGUUCUCUGAAACUUCUCUGAAAAUGUACGAGGAUAUUCGGCAAAAGAGUGAAGCUGCGCGAGUUGCAUACUCGACUUGCAGAGCGGUUAGAUUCUGA